AUGGAACCUGACAAUGAUUGUGGUUGGAAGCCAAAAGUAGGAAUGACCUUUGAUUCGGAAGAAAGUGCGUACGAUUUUUAUAAUGCAUAUGAAGGAAGAAUGGGAUUUAGCAUAAGAAGGGAAUAUUGUAAGAAGAACAAGUUAACAAAACAAAUUAUUUCUAGAAAUUUGGUUUGCAACAAAGAGGGAUUUUGGAAGGUUGACAAGCGAGACCCAUUGACAAAAACCCCUAGAGCUGAAACUAGGACUGGUUGUGAGGCCCGACUUUUUGUUAAAUUGGAUGUCAAUAAUGGGAAAUUUGUUGUGAUUGAUUUCAAAGAAAAACACAACCAUGAACUUGUAUCUCUUGAUUGUGCUCAUAUGUUGCCAUCGCAAAGAAAGAUAUCAGAUACCCAAGCAAUUGAGUUAGACUUAGCCUCAGAGUCUGGUCUUCAUUUAGGGCAGUCUUUUGAACUGAUGGGUAGGGAAGCUGGAGGGCGGCACUCUCUUGACAAUGAAGAGCAAAUAACGAAUAUGUUUUGGGCCGAUGCACAAAUGGUCAUGGAUUAUGCCCAAUUUGGCGAUGUAGUUAUAUUUGAUACUACCUACAAGUUAAAUAAAGAGCAUAGGCUAUUUGCAUCUUUUGUGGGAUUUAAUCACCAUAGAGAAACAGUUGUCUUUGGUGCUGCGUUGUUAUAUGAUGAGACUGCCGAAACAUUUGUAUGGUUAUUUCAAACUUUUUUAGAGGCUAUGUCCAAAAAGGCACCAAAAACUUUGUUUACCGAUCAAAAUGCUGCAAUGGCUAAGGCCAUACCCAUUGUCAUGCCUGACACGAGUCACCGUUUGUGCACUUGGCACUUGAUGCAAAAUGCAUUAAGGGAUGGUAAUUGUCUCUUUCAAGAUAAGGGGGUGAAAGGUGUAUUAAAUAGAUUCAUGUUUGAUAUUGAGGAUGAAAAUGAAUGGGAAAUGAAGUGGGGGGAAAUGCUUGAUACAUAUGAUGCUCAUGACAAUCAUUGGUUGAAGUUGAUUUUUGGGGUGAAGGAAAAAUGGGGCUGGCCAUAUGUUAGAUCAACAUGGGCUGCGGGAAUGAGUAUAACACAACUUAGUGAAUCUUUUAAUGCAUUUUUGAAGGAUUAUAUUCGUUCUGAUUUUAAUUUAAAUGAAUUCUUCAUGCAUUUUGAAAGGGUACUCUGUGAGAAGCGGUACAAGGAGUUAGAAGCUGGAUAUGCUUUAUGCCAAAGGUUGCCAAGGAUGCGAGCGCCAUUCAUAAUGUUGAGUCAAAUGGGUAAUGUGUACACUAAAAAUAUUUUUGAGGAGUUUCAAGAUGAGUAUUUUCUUUCUGUUGAAUCAGACAUACAAGCAAUUGAAUACAUUGAUGGUUGUAGCCUAUACACAGUUGUUGAUGCUAUUGGGAAAAAUGCAAGGAAAGUGAAAAUGGAAAUGGAUGGCUCUUUGGCUUGUAGUUGUUCAAAGUUUGAAAGGAAAGGGAUUUUGUGCAGUCACUGUUUAAAGGUUAUGAGAGAAAUAUUGAAGUUGAAAGAGAUUCUUUCACAAUACAUUAUGAAGAGGUGGACCAAACAAGCAAGAGGAGAAGCUGUGACGGACAAGUUAGGGAAUGAGAUUCAAGUAGACGUCAAAUUCAAACAAGCCUCGCGGUAUAAGACAUUGAUGACCGCAUUUAGAUCAAUAGCAUGUAGAGCUACUGAAACUGAGGAAAGUUAUGAUUUUUGUUGUUCACAAGUAGCUGCAUUAGGUGCACAUGUUGAAAGCAUGAUAAGUGCACAUUUUUGUCCCGAAAAAAAAGUAAGUAUUAAUGAUCAACCUCAAACCUGUGAGCAAGAAGACAACAAUCAUGAAGACAACAAUCAUGUUGUGCAAAUUCCAAUAGGAUUGAAGAAAAAGCAUCCAACUAGUAAGGGCAAAAAAAGGAUAAAAAGUCCAUGUGAGCUGGCAUUGCAAGCAAGCAUUAAAAAGAAGUCCUGUGCACAAUUUUUGAGUUCUUCAAGACCUGUUACUACUCCAACCGUGAGACCUUCUCCAUUAUCUAUUGGAGGAGAUCUAAGUAUUCAUGAAAAUGUUACUCCUCUUCAUCCUCCUCUUGCUCCCCCUCAUCCUCCUCAUUCCGUUGCCAUGGGUGGUACAAUUCCUCCUCCAUUAAUAUAUCCCACAUAUAAUGCAAACAAUUUGGCAUAUUGUAGACAACCAACAUUUAUGACGCUGCUUCAAGGUGGGUAUGACAUUGGGUUUGAAGAUUCUCAAGGCUCACAGACAGGUUCUCGGCCAACAAAUAAUUUGUUGCUGCAUACUGAAGGUUUGGAUGGCCAUGAAGAGCUGGAAGGCACUUCAACUUUCAUGCAUAGGAGAUGCCUCUAA
Camellia sinensis is the source of this 2352-nucleotide messenger RNA. The record is from RefSeq and is a predicted model, not a curated record. Lineage: Eukaryota; Viridiplantae; Streptophyta; Magnoliopsida; Ericales; Theaceae.